AUGGAUGAUUCAGACUCAGACCCAAUGACCUUUAUAAAAUACAAGGGAUUUGACCAUUUGUGGAAAUACACGGGCCCAUGGCUUUGGUGGCUACUUGGAUUGUAUUUUUGGCUUCCUGUACUCGCUUAUAUCGUACUCCCAUACUUCACAUCAAAAAGACGUUUCAGUAAGAAGAAAUCAGCCACUUUAUUUGUGUUAGGAGAUAUAGGUCAUUCUCCUCGUAUGUGUUACCAUGCUAGAUCCUUAGCAAAAUUGGAUUACUAUGUCACUUUGUGUGGAUAUUUGGAAACUUUCCCACCAGAAGAUAUCGUAGACGAUGAGAAUAUUGACAUUCAACUGAUUGAUCCAAUUAGAAACACCCUUGGACUUCCUUUCAUUGCAUUUGCUGCGCAGAAAAUUGUAUUACAAUGCUUCCAACUCUUUAAUUUGUUAGUUGAAUAUGGUUGUGCAGACUAUAUUAUCAUUCAAAACCCUCCACUGAUUCCAAUAUUGAUAUUGGCUAUCAUUUACAAGAAACUUCUUUCCAGAGAUACUCAAAUUGUGAUUGAUUGGCAUAACUUAAACUAUUCAAUUUUGAAUCUCAAGUACCAAAAUGAGGGCCAUCCAUUGGUUCGUUUUUUAAAAUCAUAUGAAAAAUAUGUGGGGCGCUGGGCGGAUCACCACAUUACUGUGACUGUUCAAAUGAAACAAUUUCUUGUGAAGGAGUUUGGCCUAAGUUCGAAACGUAUCACCACUCUUCAUGAUAGACCAGCGGAAGGAUUCGAGCCCUUAGUUUCUAUGGGGAUCUCUCAACUGGAGGUACUUCGUAACCAUGAACUAUUUGAAAGCGUUGGAGAUGAAAUCAGUAAAUACCGAAUUUUGGUGAGUUCGACAUCUUUCACUCCUGACGAAGAUUUUAAUGUUCUCUUGGACGCAUUGAAGAUGUAUGACCAAGAUAUCAAUCUUCCUCCUGUACUUUUAGUAGUAACUGGGAAGGGUCCACUCAAGGAACAAUUCCAUAAACGUGCUGAACAGUUGCAAUUUCUGAAUAGAGUUAUCAUUAAGACCGCAUGGCUAUCUUUUGAAGACUACCCUUUAAUCUUAGCGGCUGCAGACUUAGCGGUAUCUCUCCACACUUCUUCUAGUGGUAUUGACUUGCCAAUGAAAAUUGUAGACUUCUUCGGCUGUGGUGUACCAGUAAUUACCAUGGAUUUCCCAGCAAUUGGUGAAUUAGUCAAAGAUGGAGUCAAUGGAUUAGUGGUUAAGAAUAAGGCAGACCCAGCACAGGAGAUCUUUAGAUUGCUUCAGGAGGCAUUGACCAAUGAUGAGUUACUCCCAAGAAUAACAAAUGGAGCAUUAAAAGAAAGUAAACUUAGAUGGGAUGAAAAUUGGGAUAAUAAUCUUGGAAACUAUUUCAAGUAG
Messenger RNA from [Candida] anglica, 1401 nucleotides. The record is from the annotation of a GenBank genome assembly. Lineage: Eukaryota; Fungi; Ascomycota; Pichiomycetes; Serinales; Debaryomycetaceae.